GCUGGCCGCCCUGCGGAGGGCUGCUGAGCGCGCGAACCGACGCGAAUUUGCCAUGGUGAUGGUUAUUGCCAUGCUGUGUGCGCUGCUGGUGCUCUCCCUCCCGCGCAUCGGCAGCCAGAACCCCAUCUUCCGCGGAGCAGUGGUCUUGCUGGCACUGGCAAAUGGCUGUGUCGGCCUCCUGCUGCAUUAUGCCAACGCGCUGCCAGCCCUCGAGAAGGGCCGGUUUCAGAGUGUCCAGGGUUUUGUCGGCAUCUGAUGUGCCAUGUGUUAGUGAGAGUUUGUGAGUCAUGUAGGGUAGGAUUGGCACUGCGUGUCUUGGCACUGUUGAUGCUUGAGUCAGCGCUGGCAAGCGACCCUUGCUGUUGCUGGACUGUGGGCCAGCUGCGCACACUCGGUAGAUUAGCACCUGUCUCAGUCCUGGUGAGUAUUGCCAUGCAUAUGCCAUGCAUAUUCAUGGAAGUGUCAGUGUCACUAAUGCCAGGAAUAAUUAUUUUGGACAUGCCAGGUGCACCGCAGAGAGGAGUCUGGUUUUUGUCAGUGAUCAGAGAUGUCUUGAGGUCUGAUUAUGCUUGUGCCACGAGAGGAACCUCAAAAUUGAGCAUCAUCCGAGAAUCAUGUAGGGUUCGAAUUCAGGCGUAGGAUUCUGCAAAACUGCUUGAACCAUGAGAGCUGGAUAGAGACUUCAUGUGCACAUGCAGUUAGGAAAUGUGCGCAAGCCUCUGCACUUGCUAGUGCUUUUGACAUCACUGCACAUGUAAUGAAUAC
This is a messenger RNA of Coccomyxa subellipsoidea C-169, 765 nucleotides long. RefSeq lists its product as hypothetical. The record is from RefSeq and is a predicted model, not a curated record. The transcript has 2 exons. Bases 53 to 256 code for a protein of 67 amino acids. Lineage: Eukaryota; Viridiplantae; Chlorophyta; Trebouxiophyceae; Coccomyxaceae.